Messenger RNA from Benincasa hispida (wax gourd), 3189 nucleotides. Its product is annotated as receptor-like protein 7. NCBI's taxonomy places the organism in Eukaryota, Viridiplantae, Streptophyta, Magnoliopsida, Cucurbitales, Cucurbitaceae. The record is from RefSeq and is a predicted model, not a curated record. Gene Ontology annotation, molecular function: protein binding.
AUGGGUGUAUCCUGCCUCGACGGCUGUGUUAUCGGUCUUGAUUUGAGCAAUGAGUGGAUUUCCGGUGGGGUUGGUAAUUCAAGCAGUCUUUUCAGUCUUCGGUUCUUGCGAAAUUUGAACUUGGCUUUCAACAAGUUUAAUUCUACGAUGCCGUCUGGGUUUAAGAGGCUUUCGAAUUUGAGUGUGCUGAAUAUGUCUAAUUCUGGAUUUUGGGGCCAGAUUCCUAUUGAGAUUUCAAGCUUAACUGGGUUGGAUACGCUCGAUCUUACUAGCUCAUCUCUCUUUCAAGUUUCGACACUGAAGCUUGAGAACCCAAAUUUGAUGACUGUUGUUCAGAAUUUGAGCAAUUUGAGAGUCCUAUAUCUUGAUGGUGUAGAUUUGUCAGCAGGAGGAAGUGAAUGGUGCAAGGCCUUGUCGUCUUCAUUGAUUAAUCUCAGAGUGUUGAGUUUAUCGGGAUGUUCUCUUACGGGACCUCUUGAUUCUUCCCUUGUGAAGCUUAAGUAUCUAUUAGAACUUCGUCUCGAUAAUAACAACUUUUCCUCACCGGUUCCCAAGGAAUUUGCAGAUUUCUCAAUUUUGACUUUGCUGCAUCUUAGCAAUUCAAGAUUGUUUGGAGAAUUUCCACAAAGUAUUUUGCAGGUAUCAACUCUUCAGACUCUGGACUUGUCUAAUAAUAUGUUGCUGCAAGGUUCUCUUCCAGAUUUUCAAUCCAUUAGACCCUUUCGAACUCUGUUGCUCCGUGACACAAACUUUUCUGGGGCACUGCCAAAUUCUAUUGGAAAUUUUAAGAAUUUGUCCAGAUUAGACUUGGCGAGUUGCAACUUUGGUGGGUCGAUCCCAAAUUCUAUCGAAAAUCUCACACAACUCACAUAUAUGGAUCUUUCGAGCAACAAAUUUGUUGGUCCAAUCCCAUCAUUUUCUCUAUUGAAGAAUCUUACUGUCUUAAACCUUGCUCAUAAUCGGUUGAAUGGUUCUUUGCUUUACACCAAAUGGGAAGAACUUUCCGAUCUCGUUAAUCUUGAUUUGCGUAACAAUUCCCUCACUGGAAAUGUUCCUUUAUCUCUCUUCAACCUUCCAUCAAUCCAGAAGAUUCAACUGUGCUACAACCAAUUUACUGGUAGUUUGAAUGAGCUCUCCAAAGUGUCUUCUUUCUUACUUGAUACCCUUGCUUUGGAGAGCAAUCGGUUAGAAGGGCAAUUCCCAUCGAAGUUUUUUGAACUUCGAGGUCUGAAGAUUCUCUCACUUUCUUUCAACAAUUUUACCGGAAGAUUGAAUCUAACCAUGUUCAAGCAGCUUAAGAAUAUUACGAGACUUGAACUCUCAAGCAACAGCCUCUCCGUUGAAACAGAAAGCACUGACUUUCCUCUAAUGACCACAUUAAAGUUAGCUUCCUGCAAUUUAAGAAUGUUCCCUGGCUUCUUGAAAAAUCAACUGAAACUCAACUCUCUUGAUCUCUCCCACAAUGAACUUCAAGGACACGUACCUCUCUGGAUUUGGGAUCUUGGAAACCUCAGCCAAUUAAAUCUUUCUUGCAACUCUCUUGUUGGUUUUGAAGGGCGUCCAAAGAAUCUUUCUUCCAAACUCUAUCUUCUUGACCUUCAUUCCAACAAAUUUGAAGGACCACUUUCUUUCUUUCCUCCAUCUGCUGCCUAUUUGGAUUUCUCCAAUAACAGGUUCAGUUCUGUCAUUCUACCUGAUGUUGGAAAGUACCUAUUAACCACUGUCUUCUUUUCUCUGUCAAGAAAUCUCAUUGAAGGUAAUAUUCCUGAAUCCAUAUGCGAUGCUAAGAGUCUUCAGGUACUGGAUCUGUCUAAUAAUAAGUUGAGUGGCAUGUUUCCCCAUUGUCUAUCUGAGAGGAAUGAUAAUCUCGUGGUACUAAAUCUAAGAGUAAACACCUUAAGUGGCCCUAUUCCUGAUACAUUUCCAGUUAAAUGCGGUCUGAGGACUCUUGAUCUAAGUGGAAACAACAUUGAAGGGCCGGUACCAAAGUCUUUAUCGAAGUGCCAUGAUUUGGAGGUUUUGGACCUUGGGAAUAAUCAGAUAAAUGAUGUCUUUCCAUGCCCAUUGAAGAGCAUAUCCACUUUACGGGUGCUUGUUCUUCGCUCAAACAAUUUUCAUGGGAAGUUUGGAUGUCUCGGGAGCCAUGGCACUUGGAAGAGCUUGCAAAUUGUUGACAUAUCUCGAAACAACUUUAGUGGUAGCAUAUCUGGAAAAUGCUUAGAAAAGUGGAGAGCAAUGGUGGAUGAGGAAGACUUUAGCAAGUCAAAAGCUAAUCACCUUCGUUUUAAUUUCUUCAAAUUCAGUGCUGUGAACUAUCAAGACACAGUAACUAUUACAAGCAAAGGUCUAGACGUUGAACUGACAAAAAUUUUAACAGUCUUCACUUCCAUCGACUUCUCAUGCAAUCACUUCAAUGGCCAUAUACCUGCACAAAUCGGAGAACUCAAAGCGCUUUAUCUUCUCAACUUGUCCCACAAUUUUCUGUCCGGUGAAAUUCCUUCAUCCAUAGGAAAUUUGAGUCAGCUGGGUUCUUUAGACCUUUCAAGUAACAGUCUUACUGGCACAAUCCCUUCAGAGCUUGCAAGACUAUCGUUUCUAUCUGUAUUGAAUCUCUCCAACAAUCUCUUGGUCGGGAAGAUCCCCAUGGGCCCUCAAAUCCAAACAUUUCCACCAGCUUCCUUUGUAGGCAAUAAAGGAUUAUGUGGAGGCCCUUUGCCAGAAUGUAAAACUGCCACUCCUCCAACUUCAGGUACAACUAUCCCAAAGUCAGCUUCAGUAGCUAAUGCUGAUUGGCAAUUCAUAUUCAUUGGAGUUGGGUUUGGAGUAGGAGCAGCUGCAGUUGUUGCUCCUUUUACGUUUUUGGAGGUCGGGAAAAAAUGGUCCAAUGACACGAUCGACAAAAUUCUUCUGGCCAUUCUUCCAUUGAUGGGAUACAUCUACCUGACUUCCAGUGACCGCAAAGUCGAACCAGAAGAUGAUAGUGACGACGAUGAUGAGGAUGAUUAUAUUGCAGUUAGGUAUGAAAAUGAAGAAAGUGAAGAAAGAUCCUCAGAAUUUAAAGGGCGAUAUUGUGUGUUUUGUUCCAAACUUGACAUCUAUAGGAAGAAGGUUAUUCAUGAUCCUCGAUGUACAUGUCUCUUAUCACCAUCCCCAUCUUCUUCUUUUUCUACAUUUCGAGAAAAAAAUUAA